AAAGCUUCCCUUCCUCCAUUAACAAGACAAGGCGAGAAAGUAUCUGCAGAAGAAAUCAAUCAUGGAAGCCGCUAGAAUUGAGAAAAUCGAUCACCAGGUUGGAGGUUUCCAAAAUGACAUACUUCGUUUUGGACUUCAAAGCGUUCGAAGCGAUAUCAUUGGAUCUCAUCCUGUUCAAUCUGCACAUCAAUCGGUUAAUAAGGUGCAGGAGGAAAUGAAGAGGAAAGUGCUCGUAAACACUUAUGGCUCAGCUUUUCCCAUGAGAAUGGAACUUGAUACUCAGAUUUUGUCCAAAUUUCAGAGACCUCCUGGACCUAUUCCCUCAUCUAUGCUAGGAUUGGAGUCUCUGAAAGGAAGUUUGGAUGAUUUUGGUAUCGAGGAUUACCUUAAUGAUCCACGCGAAACCGAAACAUUCAGGCCUGUGGAUAUGCAUCAUGGAAUGGAAGUUUCUUUAGGACUAUCCAAAGGGCCAGUCUGCCCCUCGUUCUUCUGAGGUUUUUCAUUUGUUGUGUUGCUCAAAUCAAACUUAUUCCCGCUCGCCAUAAUAUUGUGUUGAUUUUCAAAUAUUAUUGUAAUGGAUGGUUGAUUUUCUUUGAAAUUUGAACAGUCAGUGCUCAAGUUUAACUUGUAUUGGACCAGUAAUAUGAACUCCAGUUUAAUUAAAUGAAUAUUUCAA
This is a messenger RNA of Impatiens glandulifera, 676 nucleotides long. RefSeq names its product cyclin-B1-2-like. Gene Ontology annotation, cellular component: nucleus; cytoplasm. Gene Ontology annotation, biological process: proteasome assembly. Lineage: Eukaryota; Viridiplantae; Streptophyta; Magnoliopsida; Ericales; Balsaminaceae. The record is from RefSeq and is a predicted model, not a curated record. Bases 62 to 493 code for a protein of 143 amino acids. The transcript is spliced from 4 exons.